Molecule: messenger RNA, 1071 nt
Organism: Aspergillus mulundensis
Lineage: Eukaryota; Fungi; Ascomycota; Eurotiomycetes; Eurotiales; Aspergillaceae
Exons: 3
Coding region: 1-1071 (356 amino acids)
Source: RefSeq, a predicted model, not a curated record
AUGGCUCUCAGAUCAAACUUCAAGAAUGUGAAGAUCGACGAGGAAGACGAAUUUGUUUGCCAAUGUGGGUUUCGCAUGAAGGACUUCCCCGUCAAGAAGAAUCCAAGUGCUUAUUAUGGGUUGCACUUCCACGCCUGCGCAAAACACAGCGCCGACCCAACCCGCUGCAAGUCGACAAUUUGGUCUGACGAGAAGGAGCGAGUGCGGAGCUUGAUACCCCCUGCUAUGCGAUCACCUCGAACACCGCGGAAGCAGGUCGAUAUCCGGGUCUUCGGGCAGUACACGGCGCCGAGUACGUUGAAACGCAAGGCAGAGACAGAGUCAUUCGAUAGUGCGGGCAGUGAUAUGACGGUUAACGAACCAGUUUCACCGUGCAUCUCUAGACCUGUGAAGAGGGUGAGCUUUGCUUACGUUGACGUCGCGACCCAAACCGGAGAUACCAGCGCCGCUUCGUCUACAGCUUCAACUCGGCCAGCUCCCCGUCCAGUUGCUAGACCUACCCCGACCGCAAGGCCGAUGCCGAGGAGACGGUUAUUCGAAGAAUACUUGGUGGCGCCGAAAAGCAAACCCACCGCAAAGUUCGAUCCGUUCGCUCCUCGAUCGCAAGAACACAAUAGAGGCGACCAGGAUCUAUCCGUACCAACGACUCCACCUGGUAGGCGUCCAAGACAGUCUUUGUCGCCUCCGGAAACGCCAGCGACCGUCCCCAAAAUCCGCAAAGUCAACGCAGUUCCUUUCCCAGCGGGCGGAUGUCUGGCCCCGCAAGCAAAAGGGUCAUCGACGCCCCCAAGCAUGCGAAAUUCCAAGACCGGGUUAUUCACCCCUCCAACCGCCAGGCGCUGUCAGACAUCUCACCCUCAUCCUUCCACGGAGCAUGAUCAGCCGGAGCCGGGAACACCCACAAAAAGCAACUACAGCUCCGUGUCAGCAUCGCGGCCGCAGCCUGACGCUACCCCGCCCAACACCGACAGUGACAACGAAACAUAUGGCUGGGAUGACGAUCUCAACCAAAAUAUUCUGCAGAUUAUGGAAACUGUCGAGAAUCGAAGACACGGCCCCCUGUUUGUUUGA